Molecule: messenger RNA, 2409 nt
Organism: Leptidea sinapis
Lineage: Eukaryota; Metazoa; Arthropoda; Insecta; Lepidoptera; Pieridae
Product: histone H2A deubiquitinase MYSM1-like
Exons: 10
Coding region: 55-2079 (674 amino acids)
Biological process (GO): double-strand break repair
Cellular component (GO): BRISC complex; BRCA1-A complex
Molecular function (GO): polyubiquitin modification-dependent protein binding; metallopeptidase activity
Source: RefSeq, a predicted model, not a curated record
AUCACUUUUAACAUUGCUGUUGUCUAAAUAAAAAAUAAACAUUAAACAGUAAACAUGGCGGACGACGAUGAAAUUGAUAUUCUUGGGGACUUUUCCUUUAAUUCUUGUUUUGCACAAAAUAAUCAGGGAAUUCCAUCGUGUUCAGACCGUGAGGACACUGUGCAUCCUCAAUGGCUUUUGGACUGGACUGCUACGAAUUGGUACGAUACCCAAAAUAGAUUGAAGCAGGGAUCUUCACGGAAACUAUCGGGAAAUAAUUCUAGGCCUCAUAAUGAAAACUCUUUUACAGAAUGGAGUAACAAAGAAAGGGAGAUACUUAAACAAGAAAUUGCCAAAUAUGGACGGAAUGUUAAACAAAUAGCACAGACUCUCAAGUCCAAAUCUGAAGCUGAAAUCCAGGCUCUGAUUGAGGCAGAACAUGGUGUUACCCUAGAUAAUGAGUAUGAUGCACCUGCCAUUUCCAAGUCACAAGUUCUAACAGUAGUCUCAACGGGAGUACCAACUGUUACUGUGCCUCAACAGACAAAACCUGUAGAUGCAUCUGAAAUUUUCUAUGAUGAUGAGCUUGCCAUCGGUUCUACAGAAUUGGUCACAUCAGAUGCUAGUAAUUCAGGGAGUCCACAGAAGUAUAAAAAGAAAAUAGUACAGAAGAUUGGCAAGUGUAGAAGGAAACAUGUUACAGGCCAAGAUAAAGAUGAAACAAGGAAUAGUAUUAAAGGAGGUUUAAUGGUUUCUGAUAAAUGUUUACAAAAACAUUGUCAUUCAGAUGAUUCUCUAAAGAGAAAGAAGUUGCAAAUAGUGUUGGGAUCUGGUCAAGCAUUGCCUAUAUCUGAAGGAGAACAAGUGAUAAAGAUAGAGAAAAACAAAGAGUCUGAGCAGGAAAGUGAUGUAGAAAUAGAUGUAGACAACGAUGAUGGCACAGAAACUAAUAUGCAAGCUGUCAAUAUACCUGAGAUAAAUGUUAGUGAUGUAGAAACACAACAUAAAAAUGUGGCGCAAAACAAGACUUCAGCUGUGAUGGGUCCCCCACUGCGGAGUAUCAUGGGUCCCCCAUUGCGGAGUAUCAUGGGUCCCCCAUUGCGGAGUAUCAUGGGUCCCCCAUUGCGGAGUGUCAUGGCGCCCCCAUUGCGGAGAAUGUUGGCGCCCCCAUCGCGGAGUAAGAUGGCGCCCCCAUCGCGGAGUGUGAUGGCUCCCCCGGUGCGGAGAUUAGAUUUGGCUAGGAGGAGACGAAAAUUUAAUUUGGAUGGUGAGGGUGGCUACAGAAUCUUGCACACUGAAGCAGGUGACCUUUAUGAAGUGAGCUCAGAGCCCCGGAAAGAGAAACAGCCCCGCAAGCAGCCUGUACAACUCAUUAGAUGCAAGAGUUAUGGGCCUGAUAGACCGGCCCCAUGUGAGGUGAACUUGCACAUAUCCACCCUGGUCAGUAUGGAGGUCCACGCACACACCUCCCGAGGCGAGGUAAUGGGGCUCGUGGGGGGGACGGGUGACGAGGAGGGGCGCGUGGUAUUCCUCACCGCGUACCAGCCGGCGCGAGCGGCUGCCAACAGCACGCACUGUGAUAUGGACCCCGUGUCUCAAGCGAUGGCAGGCGAAUAUCUCCGCGGGCUGGGGCUGUCGGUAUGCGGCUGGCACCACUCCCACCCACAGUUCCCGGCGGAACCCUCGCGCCGCGACCUGCUCUCGCAGCGUGAGCUUCAGGCGGCGCUGUGCUGGCAGCUGCCCUUCCUGGCGCUGCUCACCUCGCAGCGCUGGCCGCACCACGGCUACAGCUGUUUCCGCGUGGAGGACGCGGAAGACGCGGGCGACACGCCGGUGGGGUUCCAGUUUGAGGUGCGGCUGGUGGCCGACGUGACCGCGAGUAGUCUGCCGCGCCUGCUGGAGCAGCUGGCGGCGCUGCGGGGGGCGGAGCCCGCGCCGCUGGCGACCGACCCGCGCCGUGACGUGUGUCCGCUCGCCAACACCACCUUCCUGGACAAGUGCGCGUGGAGUGUCAGCCGCUACAUGCGGGCCGCGGGAUACGGGGCCGAGGACCCCGUGGUGCGGGACCUGGUGCGGGGGCUGCGGGACAUAUUCCACUAGAGCUGACCACUGACCAGCCGGCGCCCGGGGGCAGAGCGCUGACUAUACUAACGGGGGGCAAUAAUGUUUAUUGAUUUUAAUUUGUUUAUCUGAUAUAAUAUGUUAAGAUUAAUGAUGGCUUAUGCUCGUAUUAUGUAUCCUGUAUAUUACAAUUAUUGUAAUCAUUAAGUGUGACCAGGCGAUUGUUCCGUAACUGUUACAGAUAUCAAAACACUUUGAACUGGUAUCGAAAGUACGUUACAUAAUCAGUAAAAUGACAUUAAUUACUUUUUAAAAAUCAAACGGGAACUAUCCUAAAUGUUGAUAUUAAACACUCCAAUACUUUUAGUA